AUGGCCUCGUACUUCACUCCUUUGCCGUUCUUGGAUGAAGACACCCUGCUGGAUCUGACAGGCAAAUGCUUCCUCGUAUCAAAGCCGCCACAAAGCAUCAAAGCUGCAGGAGAUGCAGAAGUCAUCUGGGAAGCGCUAAAUAAGAUCUACCCCGCGUGGUUUGACCAAUCCAUGCACCCGACGGAGUGUGAAUCUCCGCAGGCGGCGGUAGAGAACAUGCUCUACUACAUGAACGAAUUCUUGGAGAACAAGUUUCAAUCAGAUUUCGAUGUCCUUAAGGCACACAUCCCAGAGUUGCUGAACGGCAACUCCUCACUGGUGUUGAAGCUCUACGAAUUCAUCCUGCUCAUUUCGAUUCAGAGCGAAUGCCAAGAAGUCGUCGCCCGCUUCAUGCAGCUUAGCGAGACCUCGCAGACCGUCAUCCAACGCGUCAUUCAGUUUUAUGCGGACGAUGACGAUUCGAAGGCUUUCCCGGAGGUUGCUGCGCUGUCAAAGAGCUGGGGAUCUUCCGCGCAUCCCUCUGGGCAUGACGACGGCGAGGGAGAAAGAGGGGGGGGGGGGCCUCUGGCGCAGCGGCUGAACGCGCAAGUAGCGGCACUGAAGGAUCAACUGGCUGCAGCGAAGGCGCAACUGGCCGACAGCGAGACGCAGAGGGAAGCCCUUCUAGACAGGCUCAAGCGCACCGAGCAGGACAGAGAGCAGGAGAAGAACAAGCGCAUGACGCUAGAGAUUCAGCUUGAACGCAAGAAAGACAGUCUUGUGAAGGAGUUCGUGACUCAAGCCGACGAGCUUGAGAAGACGAUCACCAAGCUUAAGGCGGAGCUCGAAACAGAAAAGAAGGAAAAAAAGAAACUUGACGAAAAGCUGAAGCAGCGCGUCAACGAGCUGCAGGAUGAGCUCGAGAUGGCGAAGUCAGAGUCUCGCAGGGCCCAAGCACUGGAGGUGCAGGUGGAAACGUAUAAAAACAAACUGAAGGAAAUUCCGGAGCUCAAGGAGGCCGUCGCGAGGCUCGAGCAACAGAACAAGGCAAAUCUGGAGAAACUGAUUGACGCCAGUCCGGACCCUGGAGAAGCCACCGCUCUCAAAAAGUCGGUGGAGCUGUACAAGGAAAAAGCUGCGGAUAUCGAAGAGAAAUUGGUGGAGGCGCGAGCGCUUGGCGAGGCCUUGCAGACGCAAAAGAAAGAACUGGAAUCUAAAGUCAAGGCUGCAGAAAAGAAAGCGGAAGUUGCGCAGCUUACCUUGGUGCGAAAGGAGGCUGAAUUCGACGCGAAGACAUUCGAGAUCGAGGCUUUACAGCAGGAGCUCGAGAAGGCCAGAAAAAGUGCCGGGGAGGCGAAAGUCGUUAAUGCGGCCAAAUCCUCGGAAGAUAAGGAGGCUCUAGCAGCGCGUGUUGCAGAACUGCAGUUGCUUCAGAAGCAGCAAGAGAAGGAAGGAGACAAGGAGCAGCUCCAGCAGCAAAUCAAUGAGCUCAUAGCUAAAAAUGCGGAGCUGCAGAGCAGUGUCAAGGAUCUUACGGAGAGUAAGGAUCAGCUGACGAAACAAAUGAUGGAAGCGUUUGCAAAGAACGACUCGAGGGGGACGAGCGCAGCAGACGAGCUCAAGGUGCGUUUGGCUGCAGCAGAGGCUCAGGUGGCUGCCUCCAAGGAGCAGCAGCAGCUGCAGAUAGAUCUUGUGAAGGCGCAGCUCGAGAAGCAGACUGAGGGGGCACUGAAUGCUCUGAAAGAGCAGCUGCAAAUCCGUGACAGGGAGUCUAGCUUCUACAGGAAGGCCAUAGAGGACGGUGCGGAACAGAGCCGGAGAGAGCAGCGCUUGCUGGCGUCGGUGCUUUACGAGAUCGGCCUUCGCCAUCACCGAUUGCGUUGUUACUGUCAACAACUCAAGCAAGAACACGAGGCUCUAAUCCUCAGGCUGCAGGCGGGGGAAGGAAGGCGGAUCGAGGAUCCGACAGAAAAGCAGUCCCCUGAGGAGCCAGAGGAGGGGGGGCCUCCCUUCACGAACGAUAUUGGGCGCUCGAGCACAAAGAUGCAUACUCCUCCUGCUUCGGAAUAA
Molecule: messenger RNA, 2049 nt
Organism: Cyclospora cayetanensis
Lineage: Eukaryota; Apicomplexa; Conoidasida; Eucoccidiorida; Eimeriidae
Product: protein Hook homolog 3
Exons: 16
Coding region: 1-2049 (682 amino acids)
Source: RefSeq, a predicted model, not a curated record